Eimeria maxima is the source of this 3171-nucleotide messenger RNA. Its product is annotated as beta-1,4-mannosyltransferase, putative. The coding region runs from base 1 to 3171 and encodes 1056 amino acids. The transcript has 5 exons. The record is from RefSeq and is a predicted model, not a curated record. Gene Ontology annotation, cellular component: endoplasmic reticulum. Lineage: Eukaryota; Apicomplexa; Conoidasida; Eucoccidiorida; Eimeriidae. Gene Ontology annotation, molecular function: mannosyltransferase activity.
AUGAAGGCGGCGGCGACAGCAGCAGCAGCAGCAGUUGCCUGCGUUGACUGGGUAGAGCAACAAAUGGCAUCAUUGUGUGUCAGAGGUUGCAGAACAGGCAACAGCAGCAGCAACAGCAACAGCAGCAGCAGCAGCAGCAGCAGCAGCAAUGGAGAACAUGAGGACCAGAGGCUGCCUUCUGUUAGUCGGAAGCUGCAACGUGCUGCUGCUGUGCUGCUGUUAGCCUUGUGUCUUCCUUUAUGCACGCCUUUGCUGCUUCUCUUCUCCUUGCCGCUGCUGCUGCUGCUGCUAGUGCUGCUGCUGCUCUUGCUGCCGUUGCUGCUGCCCAAUGCUGCCGUUGAUGCGCCAGUUAAGGCAGCUCUCGAAGCAUGGCAUAGACGCCGGCAGCAGGAGCAGCAGCAACUGCAGCAGCAACUGCAGCAACAGCAACAGCAACAGCAGGAACCGCAGCAGCAACAGCAGCAGCAGCAGCAGCAGCCGCUGCACCUCGUGCUGCUGGUUGUAGGCGACUUCGGGCGGAGCCCUCGAAUGUGUCAGCACGCCAUAUCUGCACUGCAGCAGCAGCAGCAACAGCAGCAACAGCAGCAACAGCAGCAACAGGAGCAGCAAGAGCAAGAUCCACAGCAGCAGGAGAAGCAGCAGGUUUUGCUUCCUCCCCCUAUUGUGCAUGUAGUGGCAUAUAAUGAAUCCCCGCUUCCUGCUGCACUUGCUGCUGCAGCACAGCAGCAGCAGCUGCUCCUGCAUCCGCUGCAGCAGCCAAGCAUAGACCGCUACAGGCGCCUUCUCUGCAGCAGCAGCAUUGGCCGCUGCUGCUUCCUGCUGCUGAAGCUGCUGCAGCAAACUGUAUUGCUGCUGCAGCAGCUGGUGCGCGUAUUUGCAUCUAUACACCGGGUCACCAAACAGCAGCAACAACAACAGCAGCAGCAGCAGCAGCAGCGGGAACGUGUCCUGCUGCUGCUGCAGAACCCGCCUGGAUUCCCCGCGCUGCUGCUGGCAGCAAUUUGCUGCAAACCUCUUCGUUACCCAUUAGUAGUUGAUUGGCAUAACUAUACGUACUCGCUGCUGCUGCAGCAGGAGCAGCAGCAGCAGCAGCAGCAGCAGAAGCAGCAGCUGCUGCUGUUGCGACAUCCGCAACAGCAGCAACAGCAGUUCUUAGUCCACAAUAACGCAUAUCCGCAGCAGCAGCAGCAACAGCAGCAGCAACAGCAGCAGCAGCAGCAAAAGGAACGGGCAUGCAGGAAAGGUAAUACAAUAUCUGCUGCUGCUGCAUUCAGUGCAGCAGCAGCAACAGCAGCAGAAUCAGCAGCACGUGCAGCAGCAAAAGCAGCAGCAGCACGUGCAGCACUAUUAACUGCAGCGCAGCAAGCAGCAGCAGCAGCAGAAUUUAGACUAGGGAGGAUGGCGGAUGCUUCCUUCUGUGUAUCCAAGCGCAUGCAGCAGCAGCUGCAGCAGCAGCAAAUUGCUGCUGCGCUGCUGUAUGAUAUGCCAUCAGAGGAUCUGCAGCUGCUGCCUCUGGUGUACAGACACCUCAUUGCUGCUUCUUAUUUCCCCACACCUGCAGCAGCAACAGCAGCAGCAGCAGAUAGUGCUGCUGCUGUUCCUACGCCAGAGGAACUCUCUGCUGCUGCUGCUGCAGGGAAAACGGUGUAUGAUGCGGAUGCAGCAGCAGCAGCAGCAGCAGCAGAAGCAGAAGCAACUGCAGCAACAGAAGCGCGCAGUUCUCUGUUGGGUUUGCUGCUGCAGCACUAUCCGCAGCGCAUGCAGCAGCUGCUGCUGCAGCAGCCCAGCGGCCACCUGCAGCUGGAGAAGCACGUGCUGCUUCCCGUUUGCUGCAACGCGCCUCCGCUGAGGUCGUGGCUGCAGCAGCAGCAGCAACAGCAGCAGCAGGAGCAGCUAGGGAAGCGUCAGGUGUAUAGGGAGGUUACUCCAAUAACAGAGCUGGUUGUGUAUAGUUGCGGCGGUGCUGCUGACAGCAGCAUAUGCAGGUGCAGCAGCAGCAGCAGCAGCAGGAGCAGCGGCAGCGACACGAGUACUGUUGGCAGCAGCAGAGGAGAUGUGCAUGACUGCAGCAGCAGCAGCAGCAGUUGCUGCUGCUAUUUGCAUGUAUCUGUAAGAAAGAAUAGACCUGCUGUGCUGCUGACGAGUACGAGCUAUACAGCAGAUGAGGAUUUGCUGCUGCUGCUGCAGGCGCUGCAGCAGUACGAUGCAGCAGCAGCAGCAGCAGCAGCAACACCAGGGCAGCAGCAACUCCCUGAGCUGCUGCUGCUUGUAACAGGAAGGGGCAGCAACAAGCAGCAAUGGCUAGCAGCAGCAAAAGAAGCACAGCUGCAGCAAACCUCCAUUUGCUGCCUGUUUGCGCCUAUGGAGGAUUACUACAAAGUGGUAGCAGCAGCAGAUUUAGGGGUUUGCAUGCACCGCAGCAGCAGCAGCAGCGAUUUACCAUUAAAAUUACAAGACAUGAAGGGGGCUGGUCUUCCUGCUGUUGCUUUUUCUUUUCCUGCAUUACAAGAAAUCCUCCCCGAGUGGCAGCAGUUCUCGACAGCCGAAGAGCUCGCCAACAUGCUUGUUUGUAUCCUUCGGGGGUUCCCAGGGAGGUUUGAUUUAGGUGUACGUACGCAGCUGCUGCAGCAGCCUUCGUUGCUGCUGCAGCAGCGCUGCAGCAACGCUUUGCUGCAGUGUGUAGGGCGUUGCUACAAUCCUUUGCUGCACUGCAGCAGCAGCAGCAGCAGCAACAGCAGCAGCAGCAGCAUUAACUGCAGCAGCAACUGCAGCAGCCCACGCAGCGAUAUUAGUGCUGCUUACUUUACAGCCAGCAGCAGCAUGACUCUCCCCUUCUAUUCCUUUGGCAGCAGCGGCCGCAGCCGCAGCAGCAGCAACAGCAGCAGCAGCAGCACCGGGGACGUGCGCGAUUAUGCUGAGCAGCAGCAGCAGCAGCAGCAGCAGCAGCAGAUAGUGUCCCCUAGAGCAGCAGACACUUCCUCUUGGGGUUGUUUGCUCUUUGAUUUGCGAGUCUUAGCUGAGCGUGCUAGAGACAGCAGCAGCAGCAACAGCAGCAGCAGCAAGUGCAGCAGCAGCAACAGCAGCAGCAGCAGCAGCAGCAAUGGUUAUAGGGUUUUCCCCGAGGAAUGGCGGCGUGUAGCGCUGCCUGUUUUGCAAAGAUUGAUGAAGUAG